Solanum tuberosum (potato) is the source of this 1844-nucleotide messenger RNA. RefSeq names its product NADH dehydrogenase (ubiquinone) complex I, assembly factor 6. Gene Ontology annotation, biological process: mitochondrial respiratory chain complex I assembly; biosynthetic process. The record is from RefSeq and is a predicted model, not a curated record. The coding region runs from base 112 to 1023 and encodes 303 amino acids. Lineage: Eukaryota; Viridiplantae; Streptophyta; Magnoliopsida; Solanales; Solanaceae. Gene Ontology annotation, cellular component: mitochondrion. The transcript is spliced from 2 exons.
UCCAGAAAAAAAUUAAGAAAAAUUAAAGCUCGCAUCGCCAAACAGCACCUACCUCUGUCGAAGUCUUGAAACAGUGGACGGAAUCGAAUUGAAACUACACUUGGGAUUGAAAUGAAUGGUGUUUCUUCGUCCGGUGGUAUAAGAGGUGCUUUAUCCUAUUGUGUGCAGCAAGUACGACGUUAUGAUUAUCAUCACUACCUCUGCCUUCUUGAACUUCCAGCAAACAUGCGGAAGGCUGCAUUUGCGCUCCGAGCUUUCAAUGUCGAGACAUCCCGAGCUAUGGAUGUUGCAUCUGAUCCCAAAAUUGGUCUUAUGCGCUUGCUGUGGUGGCAAGAAGCUUUGGACAAGAUCUAUUCAAACAAGGUGAUUGAGCAUCCAGUAGCUCAGGCCCUCACUUCUGUGGUAUCUGAACACAAGGUUAGCAAAAGUUGGCUGAAACGAGCUGUGGAAUCCCGAAUAAAUGAUGCGAAUAGAGAAAAUAAUGAUAUUCCACAAACUAUCGAAGAAUUGGAGCGAUAUGCUGAGGACACAACAUCAACUAUUCUGUACUCUACACUUCAAGCAGGUGGUAUUAAAUCCACAGCAGCAGACCAUGCUGCUUCACAUAUUGGUAAGGCAAGUGGACUCCUUUUGUUGCUUAAAUCACUGCCAUACCAUGCUAGUCGAAACCAUCAGUUUUCAUAUAUACCAGCCAAGGUGGCUGAGAAACAUGGAUUGUUGGUUCACCAAAGUGGUCAGUCAGAGAUCAAAAAGGACUCGCGUGAGGCCCUUUGUGAUGCAGUUUUUGAAAUGGCAUCUGUAGCUAAUGCACAUCUGCAGAAGGCUCGACAAUUGGCAGAAAGUGUGCCAGCUGAAGCUCGUCCUGUGCUUUUGCCUGCUGUGCCUGCCCAAGUCAUUUUAGAUUCUUUGGCUCGGGUGCAGUUUGAUGUGUAUGAUCCACGGCUGGCACAAGGAAUCUUAGGGGCUCCCCCGCUGUUGUUUCAGUUGAAACUAAAAUGGUAUUCAUGGAGGGGCAAAUAUUGACUACCCUUUUUCAUCCCUUUAUAGAGUAUGCGUGUUGCUAACCACUGACUGACAAUGAGUAAUUGAAUCCUUACAUGAAUAAAUUGAUGUUUCUUUGGUUGAUCCUGCUGGUGUUUCGUCCAUACGCGCAAAGAGAAGAACAUAAGCUACACGUGUUUGGAUAAAUUUCUGCAAGUACUUUGGCCGUCUGGUUUUGACAGUCAUGUUUCACUCUGGGUUGAGGCUUUUCGAGUUUGUUUUUAACCAUAUUGCUUGAAGUGCUCGGUUUUGUCUGAGAAGCACAGCCAGAAAAUCACAAGAAGCAAUUGGAUAUUUUUUGGUAAGCCACAUCUAUUAACCAUUCAAGCUUUGUUUAAUAGUGUCAUCUCUAUCAUCUUCAUCUUAGCUUACGAGUUUUGAACUCCGGCAAGUGUAAUGUGGACUUUGAAUCUAAUUCGACUUCAAAGCUAGCUCAUGAUACGAGAAUUUCCCAAGACCAUACGAGGUGUCCAGUUCCACAUCUCACAAACCAAUGUAGGAUAACUUAACCAAAUGUCUUUUGUGAUACAUUUUGAGCAGUGGACGCCUAGCGUGGAAAGGCAUGUAAGGUCCAAAUAUGGAUAAUGCAUGUCAAAGUUUGGACAACCAUUUCUUGUUAAUCAAGAAUUUUAGUAGUAAAAAACUGUAUCUCUUCACUGCAUACUAUUUUUUUUGGAUUCCAGGCCAGUUUGUGUGUAUCUCGACUAACUUUACGGGAUACCUAUUACCUCCCACCAACAACGAUAAUGCUUUUUUAUCUCUACUGGAAUUUGAACAUGAGACUUGAUGUUUACUAUUGUGAA